AUGGCGCAACGAGGAGCCCGUGGUGGUGGUCACAGUUGUAGUCACAUUAGUGGUCGUGAUGCUGGAGAUAGAAAUGCAUCCCAAUCAUACAAUGAUGCAGAAAGUCAACCUUCGUCUUUAGUUAGAGGAUCAAACAUCUUAGAACAAGUUCCAAGUAACCCAUCAAAAAGGAAGUUCAUUGAAGUCGAUUCUGAAAAGGAAUUUACGGAUCAGAUUUCAGUGAUCAGAGCCAUCACAUGUAUACUGAAGACGAUGUUUGACGGCCCAUGGACCUCAUGGAAGAAGGUUGACAAAGAACAUCGUGAUGCAAUGUGGGAACACUUCAAGGGUUUGUAUGUUUGGCCCGAAGAGACUAAUGUUCUUGCUCGCAAGGUAUGGGAAGACUGUAUGAAGAAACGAUUUCCUGACAUAAUGCGAAGAGCACGUGAAGCAUCUUUAAAACUUGCCAAAGCUGCAAAUGUGAAUGCCUCACUAGAAGGUGAUUUAAGUUUGCUAAAGGACUAUCGCCCAAAUUGGAUAAAAAAGGAGUAUUGGAAAAAAAUGAUCAAUGAAGGUGAUUUAAGUCUGCAAAUGAAACUUUUAUCACAAUCAGGGAAAAAUAACAGAAAUAAAUUAGAAGAUGGCUCUAUUUCCAAACAUACCGGGGGUUCUAUAUCUAUUCGUCAACAUAAGAAAAGAAUGGAGGCUUAUGAAAGUGCUAUGGUGGCUAAGUUUGGCGAUGAUACUAGUUGCCAUCCCCUCUUGGAUAAUGAAACAUGGUGUGAUGUUUCCGGAGGAGUCAAGAAAGGAAGAAUAUAUGGAUUCGGAUCUGUGUCUGAUCCAGCGAGCUUUUUGGAAGGAACAUCUAGUACAAUAACAUCCCAAGAGGUUGUCUAUGAACGUGUACGAAACGAGAUGCGUGGCGAAAUGGAUACUAAAGCUGCAGAAAUGGAAGCUAAACAUCAACAAAUGCGUGAGGAAAUGGAUGCCAAAGUUGCAGCAAUAGAUGCCAAACAACAACAAAUUGAUGCAAAAUAUGAAGCAAUGGAGAAGAUGUAUGCAGCCUUGCAAAAUAUGAUGGGAAAUUGAAAAGUAGAGGAAUGAGAACCGAUGAUGAUUUGAUGGACAUGAAACGAAUAUAGCAGCUAAAAUGUUAUUUUGAAGGUUAAACUUUUUUCUGUUUGUACCUCUUUUGCAUACUUUGGAUUUCUUGGUUCUAAAAUGUUAUUUUGAAGUUAAACCGUUGUGAGUUUGAUGUUAUGUGGAUAGUUUCGUUUUUGGAUGUUUCUUGAAUGCACUUUGGUAAACUUUAAUAGUUUUGGUAUUGUAAUGCUUGGUUGUAUCAUUAUUUGAUGUUCUUUAAUAUAAUAAUUUGAUGAUUGUAGUAUUUUUUUCUUUUAGAAUCAUAAUAAAAAAAUAAUAUUACAAGUUCGUGGUGAGAAAAUAAAAAGUAUUUUAAUGCAUGAAUUUUGCGAAGGAUUAGCUACGGAAAAAAAAAAAUCAUGUCUAAAGUGUACGACGGAUCAGCGACGGAAAGGAAAAAAAUUUAAUGUAUGAAUUUUGCAAGGGAUUAGUGAUGAAAAAAAAUUCAUGUCUAAAGUUUGCGAUAGAUCAGCAACGGAAAAAAAAAUAGUAUAUGAAUUUUGCAAGGGAUUAGCUACGGCAAGAAAAAAAAACUGUUCAUGGAAAUUUGCGACAGAACAGCGACGGAAUGCAUUGAGUGACAUUUAGUGACAUUUAGCGACAGAUAUUCUGUCGCUACCUUUGUCGCAAGGAAAAACCCGAUCCGUCGCUAAAACCCUAGCUGAGAAAUUAGCCACCUUUUUAUUACCUAUGGAGUGAAUCUGUCGCCGAUCCAUUGCAAACAACAUUUAGCGAUGGAAUAGCGACGGAUUUUUCCGUCGCUAAAACCCAUGUUUCUAGUAGUGUAUAUAUAUAUAUAUA
Molecule: messenger RNA, 1923 nt
Organism: Lactuca saligna
Lineage: Eukaryota; Viridiplantae; Streptophyta; Magnoliopsida; Asterales; Asteraceae
Source: the annotation of a GenBank genome assembly